UCCGCCUCCUGGGAGGGUGAGAAGGGCCGGCUGCUGGAGCGGGGCUGCGGUCUUCCCGGAGCGGGAGACCCUUCCUUGAAUCCGGCACUGGGACGUCUCGCCCUCUCGUGGCACCUGUUGCAGGUGACAGGCAAAUCUGGUGGCCUGGUAGCUUUGAAGAAAGAAGAGUAGAAGGAAAAACUAGGACAAGUCAUGUCGGAGAUACUUGAUCUCUCUUUUUUGUCUGAGGUGGAAAGGGAUUUGAUCCUCGGUGUUCUGCAACGAGAUGAGGAACUCCGAAAAGCAGAUGAGAAAAGGAUUAGGCGACUGAAGAAUGAGUUACUGGAGAUAAAACGGAAAGGAGCCAAAAGGGGCAGCCAGCGCUAUAGUGAUCGGACCUGCGCCCGGUGCCAGGAGAGCCUGGGCCGUUUGACUCCCAAGACCAACACUUGUUGGGGUUGUAAUCACCUGGUGUGUCGGGACUGCCGCGUUCAGGAAAGCAAUGGUACCUGGAAGUGCAAGGUGUGCACCAAGGAAAUAGAGCUGAAGAAGGCAACUGGAGACUGGUUUUAUGACCAGAAAGUGAAUCGCUUUGCUUACCACACAGGCAGUGAGAUAAUCAGAAUGUCUCUGCGCCGCAAACCUGCAGUGAAUAAAAGAGAGACAGUGGAACAGUCUCUCCUUCAUCAGUCACAAUUGGGUGAUAUCUGGCCAGGAAGAAAGAUCAUUCAGGAGCAACAGAAGGAGCCCAGCAUGUCAUUUGAAGUGCCAAAGCUGAAAAGUGGAAAGAGUGCACUGGAAGCCGAGAGUGAGAGCCUGGAUAGCUAUAUGGCUGACUCGGAUACCAUGUCCAGGAGAGACUCUCUGGAUAAAUCUGGCCUCUUUCCAGAAUGGAAGAAGAUGUCUGCCCCCAAACCUCAAGUAGAAAAGGAAACUCAGCCUAGGGGUCAAAAUGUGGUAUCUGUGGACGAGGGUGAAAUGAUAUUCAAGAAGAACACCAGAAAAAUCCUCAGGCCUUCAGAAUAUACUAAGUCUGUGAUUGAUCUUCGCCCGGAAGAAGUGGGGCAUGAAAGUGGUGCCUUGGGAGACAGGAGCAAAUCUGUCCCAGGCCUCAGUGUGGAUAUGGAAGAGGAAGAAGAAGAAGAAGAUAUUGACCACCUGGUGAAGUUGCAUCGUCAGAAGCUGGCCAGAAGCAGCAUGAGAAGUGGUUCCUCCAUGAGUACGAUUGGCAGCAUGAUGAGCAUCUAUAGUGAAGCUGGUGAUUUCGGGAACAUCUUUGUGACUGGAAAGAUUGCCUUUUCUCUGAAGUACGAACAGCAAACACAGGCUCUGGUCAUUCACGUGAAAGAGUGCCAACAGUUGGCCUAUGCUGAUGAAGCCAAGAAGCGCUCAAACCCAUAUGUGAAGGCUUAUCUUCUGCCAGACAAAUCCCGCCAAGGAAAAAGAAAAACCAGCAUCAAGCGGGACACUAUUAAUCCGUUAUAUGAUGAGAUCCUCAGAUAUGAAAUCCCAGAAUCUCUCCUGGCCCAGAGGACUUUGCAAUUCUCGGUGUGGCAUCACGGUCGUUUUGGCAGAAACACUUUUCUUGGAGAGGCAGAGGUCCAGAUGGAUUCCUGGAAGCUUGAUAAGAAACUAGAUCAUUGUCUCCCUUUACAUGGAAAGAUCAGUGCUGAGUCCUCAACUAGCUUGCCAACACACAAAGGCGAGUUGGUGGUUUCAUUGAAAUAUAUCCCAGCCUCCAAACUCCCCAUUGGAAGUGACCGGAAAAAGAGUAAAGGUGGGGAAGGGGGAGAGCUCCAGGUGUGGAUCAAAGAAGCCAAGAACCUGACAGCUGCCAAAUUAGGAGGGACUUCAGACAGCUUUGUAAAGGGAUACCUCCUUCCCAUGAGGAACAAGGCCAGUAAGCGUAAAACUCCUGUGGUGAAGAAGACCCUGAAUCCCCACUAUAACCAUACAUUUGUCUACAAUGGUGUGAGGCUGGAAGAUCUCCAACACAUGUGCCUGGAACUGACUGUGUGGGACCGGGAGCCCCUGGCCAGCAAUGACUUCCUGGGUGGGGUCAGGCUGAGUGUCGGCACAGGGAUCAGUAACGGGGAAGUGGUGGACUGGAUGGACUCGACUGGGGAAGAAGUGAGCCUGUGGCAGAAGAUGCGACAGUACCCAGGGUCUUGGGCCGAAGGGACUCUGCAACUCCGUUCCUCAAUGGCCAAGCAGAAGCUGGGCUUGUGAGCCCUGUCCUUCUCUGCAGGUCCAUUCCUGUCCAGGGCAAGUCAGAGGAAGCGAAGAAACCAAGGGCGAAGAUUUACAAUUUGUGUGUGUGUGUGUGUAUAAAUGUGUAUUUCUACAGAUCUCAUUAUACUAGAGCGAUGUAGACUUCCCCUUUUUAAAGGAGGCUCAAGAAUAAGGGUCUCUUAAAAAUAUUUUUAUUUGUGCAUUAACUACUAUAUAUUUCCAGAGUCCAUGAUUCUUCUAUCUUUAUGAGAUUUAAUUAAUUUAUCUUUUAAAACAACUUUUUAACCGCCUGUCUUGCUAUCCUGGUUCCUCCUUUCAUAGGAAGCCCUGGCUGCCUUUGGCACUUGUACUGGUCUGUGUUUCAGGGUGUGCCUGGUCUGAGGCCAAGGCUCUGGGAAGCAGGGGUGGUUUACUAAAGACAGAAGAAGAUUGGAGAGAGGUGACUUGGUCCCUUCUUUCUCCUCCACUUUAUGCUUUUCACUCCAUUUCUACCUUGACACAUUUCUGAAACUUGGCUUUUAACUCUUGUUGGAGCAGUUUCCACCUUGCUUGGGUCUAAUAGUUUUCCUGGAAAUGCUAAGAAGAUGUCUAAGUUGCUUCCAAUUUUGAACACCUUCCCUAGACCUCUGCAGGACCCUUAUAAUAGAGUUGCUUUAGAAGAGCACUUUAAUUAGAUAAUGGCCUUUGGACUAGGUCACAGGCAUGCCCAGUACAGGCUUCUCAGUGGUCCCAGAGGACCAGCAAUGGAGCAUCUCUCAGCCCGUGCUGAUUCUUUGCAUUUUAAACUGAUAUAGCAGUCAUUAGAAAGCUCAUAAUGAAAGAAAAGACAUACCAUAUACCACAUAACACAUUCGCUCCCACAUCUUUCAUAGCAUUUGUGUCCGCUGUGUGUUACAGUCUACACACUUUGUGUGGAUCACAACAAACUGGAAAAUUCUUAAAGAGAUGGGAAUACCAGACCACCUGACCUGCCUCUUGAGAAAUCUGUACGCAAGUCAAGAAGCAACAGUUAGAAGUAGACGU
Molecule: messenger RNA, 3234 nt
Organism: Cervus elaphus (red deer)
Lineage: Eukaryota; Metazoa; Chordata; Mammalia; Artiodactyla; Cervidae
Gene: SYTL4
Product: synaptotagmin like 4
Exons: 17
Coding region: 193-2208 (671 amino acids)
Biological process (GO): exocytosis; intracellular protein transport
Cellular component (GO): plasma membrane; exocytic vesicle
Molecular function (GO): neurexin family protein binding; phospholipid binding; small GTPase binding
Source: RefSeq, a predicted model, not a curated record